AUGAAGCCUUUUCAACCCAAGAUUGGCCUAGUUGGCGCUGGCCCUGCCUCUCUUACCCUCGCCAACAUCCUUCAGAAGCACUCUAUCCCCUUCAUCAUCUUCGAGUCCGCGUCAGAACUCCGCACGCAAGGCGGCUCCCUGGACCUCCACCCAGAAUCCGGUCAGCUCGCCAUCAAAGAAGCAGGGCUUUGGGAACCGUUCGCCAAACAUGCACGUCCAGAGAGCGACUGCAUGAAGGUUGUGACUUUGGACGGAGAGGUACUUUGGGAUGAGAACGGCGCUGACAAGCAAGACAUCAAAGAGGAUGAGAAGUUUGAGGGAAGGCCUGAGAUCGAUCGAAUGGCGUUGGCGACGCUGAUGUUCGAGAACCUGAAGGAGGGGUCCGUACAAUUCGAAAAGAAGCUGAAAGAAGUUGUGCCCUCUGAUGAAGGAGAGGGGAAAUACGAUCUGCACUUCUCAGACGACACGAAAGAGUCCGGAUUCGAUCUCGUGGUCGGGGGAGAUGGCGCGUGGUCCAAGGUUCGCAAACUUCUCACCGACCAAAUGCCACAGUACUCAGGUAUAGCUUCUAUCGCAGUGUCGUGCAAAGACAUCAAGGCUGAUCCCUGGCUGCUUGACUAUGUCGGCUCGGGCUCGAUGUUCGCUUUUGGGGAGGGUUGCGCGGUGCAGUCACAACGGCAAGGUGACGGUAGCCUAGGGACGUACGCCAGCGUGCAUGCACCAGAGGAUUUCCUGCAGACGUGUGGCAUCGAUUGGGACAACAAAGCGACGGCGCGCAACACUUUUGUCGACCGCUACCUCUCUCAUAUACACGAUGACCUCAAGCGUGUCAUCAUGUCCUCUGAUGAAAACAGUCUCAUUCCUCGCAAGCUGUACGAGCUGCCGGUUGGAUUUCGCUGGCCCUCUCGCUCAGGCGUUACCCUUAUCGGCGACGCUGCGCAUGUCUUCACACCGUUUGCUGGACUAGGAGUCAACACGGGCAUGAAAGACGCGUUGGUAUUGGGGAAGGAGAUUGUCAAAGUGUGCCGUGGAGAGAAAUCUCUGGAUGCUGCUGUGAAAGACUACGAGGAGGAAAUGUUUCCACGGUCCACAAAGGCGGCAUUCAAAACGGUAAAGGGGAAAGAGGGGCAUUUCAGUCGGGAUGGAGCUAAGCAUUUUGCCGAUAUGAUCAGAUCGAAGUACUACAGGCAGGAUGAGGUCGUUGCGAAGUAG
Molecule: messenger RNA, 1212 nt
Organism: Alternaria infectoria
Lineage: Eukaryota; Fungi; Ascomycota; Dothideomycetes; Pleosporales; Pleosporaceae
Exons: 1
Coding region: 1-1212 (403 amino acids)
Molecular function (GO): FAD binding
Source: RefSeq, a predicted model, not a curated record